Orbicella faveolata is the source of this 1972-nucleotide messenger RNA. RefSeq names its product isobutyryl-CoA dehydrogenase, mitochondrial-like. The record is from RefSeq and is a predicted model, not a curated record. Gene Ontology annotation, biological process: lipid metabolic process. Gene Ontology annotation, cellular component: mitochondrion. Lineage: Eukaryota; Metazoa; Cnidaria; Anthozoa; Scleractinia; Merulinidae. Gene Ontology annotation, molecular function: acyl-CoA dehydrogenase activity; flavin adenine dinucleotide binding.
AAAUUAGAAUCUACUGGGUCAGUUAAAAAUAAGGCUCCACUGUAGCUGUCAUUUGGGUCAUUACACAAUACUUCCUGGUGGACAGAAGGGUUCCACAAUCAAAUGGUUUGAUGUUAUGAGCUCAUGAGAGAUUUAUACAGUAGCUGAUGGGUGACUGUACGACUCCAAUGCAGCAUCUGGUGUACAUAGUGAGGGAUAGCGCUGCUGUAGGAGAGGGCUUGAGAAAUAAUGGCAAACCCCCAGUUAGCCCUCCCUGCGCCCAGCCCCUUGCCCCGCCCACUCAACACGCAAGAUCGCCAGGUCGCUAAGGCGAAGAUGGCGAACAAAUUUCUACCUGGUUGCCGAAGUGUUGGUUCGUCAUUUUGUAAAGGAAUUCGGCAUUUUCAUGGACUUAAAGUUCAGAAGUGGGAAGCUCUUACAAGAUAUACGGCAUGUAGAUAUAUGUCAUCGAUCGUGGACCCAUCACUGGGUCUCACAGAUGAUCAAAGGGAAUUCCAAAGAGUGGCUUUAGACUUUGCAAAAAAUGAACUUGCACCUGAAAUGCAAAAAUGGGAUCAAGAGGAAAUAUUUCCUGUGGAUGCUUUAAAGAAACUUGCAGGCCUUGGAUUUGGAGCUGUCUAUGCAAAGGAAGACUAUGGAGGUAGUGGACUCUCCAGAUUAGAAGCAUCUGUGAUAUUUGAAGCUCUUGCCACUGGAUGUGUCAGUACAACAGCAUAUCUUAGCAUUCAUAAUAUGGUUACCUGGAUGAUUGAUGAGUUUGGUUCUGAAGAACUCAGAGAAAAAUAUGUCCCUGCAUUAGCAUCGAUGGAGAAAUUUGGAUCUUAUUGCCUGACAGAACCUGGUAGUGGAAGUGAUGCGGCAUCAUUAACAACAUCUGCCAAAAGAGAUGGAGACUACUACAUCCUGAAUGGCUCAAAGGCAUUCAUCAGUGGUGGUGGAGACACUGAUGUUUACAUUGUGAUGGUCAGAACUGGACAACCAGGUCCUCAAGGAAUUUCAACAGUUAUUGUUGAAAAAGGAACACCAGGGUUGAGUUUUGGCAAGAAAGAGAAAAAAGUUGGAUGGAAUUCACAACCAACAAGAGCAGUGAUAUUUGAAGACUGUAAAGUUCCUGUUACUAACAGGGUCGGAUAUGAAGGACAGGGUUUUAGAAUAGCAAUGUAUGGACUCAAUGGUGGUCGUAUCAAUAUCGCAUCAUGUUCGCUUGGAGCAGCUCAAGCAUCAAUUGAACAAGCAGCUGAACACACUAAAGUGCGGAAACAGUUUGACAGUCCCCUUGCAGACAACCAGCACAUCCAGUUUAAACUGGCAGACAUGGCAACCUCUCUGGUAACAUCACGGUUGAUUGUGCGUCAAGCUGCUUGUGCUUUGGAUGCUAAGUCCCCAGAGGCCCCCACACUGUGUUCCAUGGCAAAAAUGUUUGCCACUGAUCAAUGUUUUCAGGUUUGCAACGACGCUCUUCAGCUUCAUGGAGGGUAUGGCUACCUUAAGGAUUAUGCCGUCCAGCAGUACAUGAGAGACUGCAGAGUCCAUCAGAUUCUAGAAGGAACUAAUGAAGUAAUGCGAUUAAUAAUUUCCAGAAACCUCCUGCAAAAUAGCUGACAUGGGUGAAUUGAUGGAGAGUAUUUUCUACUAUUUACAGUUUGUACAUGUGUAGGUUUUAAUUCUUACAGCUAUCACGCCUUUUGUUUCAUACGCCACAAGGCAUAUUUUUUAGGGGAUAUAUUUUUUUUCAAAAAAAGUGGAUUCCAAUAUGGUAUGGUAUGCUGUUAGUAUGCACACAAAGACAUAAUACCUCUUCUCAAGUGUUUUUAUCACAAAGUUGCAAUACCCAACUGGUGUCUAGACCAGUGAAGAAUUAAAUUUGACUGUAAGAAAUAAAUUAUUUAUAUUUCAAAUAGGGUCAAUUCUAGGACAUGUAAAAUUUGAAGUUCCCUAACUGGACAGAGAAAUAAAAGAGUGAAUAAUUAGA